AUGGUUAAAUCAAGAAACUCUAAAAAUGGUUUUAUGUUUAAACUUAAAUCUAUUCUCCUAGUAAAUUAUUUAAACUACUCUAGAAUAAUAAAUAUAGUGAUAUUUUACAAAUCUAUCUUGAUAAAAAUGGUUUCAUUAUUAAUGAUAUGGAUAAAUUCAAGAAUUAAGUAUUGAAAGAAAACUAUAGACAUACUAAUUUUAAUAGUUUCAGAAGGUAUCCUAUUAUUUAUUAAAAGAUCAUUAAAUUUGUAUGGGUUUUCUUCAAAAAAAUACAAUAAAGGAAAAAUACUAUAUAUAAACCCUAAUUUCAAUAUUAAUUCAGAAUAACUUCCAAGAAUUUAGAUAAGGCAAGUUGAGAUAUAGGAUUUCAAAAGCGAAUUAAUUAGAGACUACAAUAUAUUAUAUGAGAUUAGAGAAAGUUAAAAAAACAUCAUGCAAUAAAUUAAAUAACUAAUUGAGGCUUAAAAUUUACUUUACUAAAAGUUUUAGAGAUAAUAUUUGGCUUAUUUAAAAGAAAGAAUAUUUUAAAGAAUACGAUUUAGAAAAUUAGAACGAUUUUGUUUUUGUUUCUAUUUUAAUAUACAAGAUUAAAAAUAUAGUAAUUGAAAAUAUUAUGUUUUGAAUAGAAAAAAUAAUAGAAAGAAGUCUGGUAAUAGUAGCAAAAACACUAUCAUAAUCAACUGAAAGUUAAAUGAUUUUAGAUGCUUACAAAUUAUAUUAAUAACAAGAAUCAUAGUAGCAAUUUACUUUCUUUUUAGAUAGAAACUUUCUAUCUAAUGGAAACAGUAAAGUACAAUCAAAUAGUCCAGGAGAAUUCGAUUUAAAUUAAAGUUUUAGUGCUUUUAGUAACUACUUAGACAUUUGAGU
Molecule: messenger RNA, 867 nt
Organism: Paramecium pentaurelia
Lineage: Eukaryota; Ciliophora; Oligohymenophorea; Peniculida; Parameciidae
Source: the annotation of a GenBank genome assembly